AUGGCGACCCCGAAGGUCACCAAACCACCGACACGUGCCAAUUUCGUGAUCGACCCAAGCAAGAUCACUGGGAUCUUAACUCAUCGACAAGUCCGAGCGGGGGAAGAAUAUCUGAUACUUCACCGCACAACUGGACCUGCAUCGGCAGAAGUCGCGUCAUGGCACACUGUUCCGGAACUUCGACGCUGUCUAUAUCUCGUGCAAGAGUAUCUCGACACCCUGCCACCGCGAAGUGAAGACCAUCGGAGCCUCCUUGGCGCUCAGAGCCGCAAGCGCAAGUCGCCGCACGACGAGCUAAGCGCGAACGGAACACCAAAUGGCUUUCAGUCUCCCUUCCAUACCAAUGGCAUCGGCUCGCCAUCACCAUCGCCAAGCUCCUCUUCCUCAUCCUCGUCUGAGACUGGACCCCGCGUGUUUAACGGCUCACUCUCUAAGCGAGCUGGAUUCCUACUUGCACAGAGAUCAAGUCGGCAUGGAACUCCUGUCAAUGCAACUCGACUGCCAACUCCGGCUAUGCUGGAGGCGGCUUUAAAGACAGCGACACCCGAGAGUGAGCGUGCGAUCCGGGAUGCCUUUGUCGAAAAGCUGAAGUCGCUUCGGGGCGUGACUCUGGAGAAUGAUGUCGACUCUUCCACGCCUUCGCUCAACUUCACUUUCAUCAAGGAGUACGUGCUGCGCGAAGGCGUUAGUGCGCAAGAUCCCAGUAUGUUUGAGGGAUGCACCAAAUGCAAGCCCGACAUGGGACAAAAUGUAGGCUGCGAGUACACCCAAAAGUGCGGCUGCUUGGAGUACGCCGCAGUCGACGAACAAGCCUUGCAAUCCAGGAACCCCGAGAUGUACGAGGAGUACCUUCGAGUGAAGGAGAACCAGGGAUUUCAGCGGCCUGAUUUGCCAAAACGGUUCCCCUACACGAAGCCGAGCAUAGGCGACACGGUACCCCAAAGACUGGUCACAUACUACCGGGACCACCGGCAUGCCGUGUACGAGUGCAAUGACAACUGUGCCUGUGGACCGAGAUGCAAGAGUCGACUGGUCCAGAAAGGACGGCGAGUGCCUCUCAUCAUCUUCAAGACUCCGGAUCGAGGUUGGGCGGUGAAAUGCGGCAUUGCUCUGCAGCAAGGCCAGUUCAUCGAUACAUAUCUCGGGGAGGUUAUUACAAGCGAGGAGACGGAUCGUCGAGAAGAAAACGCUGGCCAGGAGAAGGCAUCAUAUCUCUACUCCCUGGACAAGUUCGUUGGUGAUCCCGUCCCAGGUGAAGGAACUGUGCUCACAUCCGAUGAUUGCUACGUUAUCGACGGGCAGCACUGGGGAAAUGUCACACGCUUCAUCAACCACAGCUGCGACCCGAACUGCCGACAAUACACUGUUUCGUACGACAAGAACAACAUCUUGUUGUACAACCUGGCGUUCUUCGCAUACACUGACAUCCCAGCUGGAACGGAGCUGACCUUUGACUACAUGGAUAAGGAUGAGAUGGAAGUGGAAGAUGCGAUCCUGUACCGGGAACAGAUAUUGAGUGAUCCAGCGAACCAGGAUCGUGUACGGUGCAACUGUGGCUCUGUCAAGUGCAGAGGGGUGAUGUGGGUUUGAAAGGAAGCACAGCGUUUGGACGCAUGGAAAAUGGAUGCGCAGAGAGCACGGAGUUUCGAUGGUUGGUAAACGUCUCAGGCAUUGGAUGCCACUCUACACUCCUGGCAGCGAAGGUCGCAGGAGAUGCGAUAGUCAACGUGCGCAGAAACUAAAAGUGCUCCAAGAGUGGUGCAUCGACACAGGCAUUGGUUCUUCACACUUCCGAAAGAGGAAGUUCUGGGUGAAAGCUUAUUUUGCAACUCACCUUUGAGGCCCAUGCAAACUUGACAGAUCGUAGAUAAGCGAGUCUACACGCCAAUGCAAUACCACAUCACGAUCGAUCGCCUG
Zymoseptoria tritici IPO323 is the source of this 1917-nucleotide messenger RNA. Its product is annotated as SET domain-containing protein. The record is from RefSeq and is a predicted model, not a curated record. Bases 1 to 1590 code for a protein of 529 amino acids. Gene Ontology annotation, molecular function: histone methyltransferase activity; zinc ion binding; protein binding. The transcript has 2 exons. Gene Ontology annotation, cellular component: nucleus. NCBI's taxonomy places the organism in Eukaryota, Fungi, Ascomycota, Dothideomycetes, Mycosphaerellales, Mycosphaerellaceae.